AUGACAAAGAAUGGUUGGACGGAAUCGAGUGGGAAGAUGAAGAAACUAAAGACCGGUUGCUCCAUUAGUAUCAGGUUGCCCCAUAGACAUGCAACUCUACGGCUUGCGAGACAACUCAUUUCGCGAGUUACUACUGUUUGCCUUCGGGCUUAA
Arabis nemorensis is the source of this 153-nucleotide messenger RNA. Lineage: Eukaryota; Viridiplantae; Streptophyta; Magnoliopsida; Brassicales; Brassicaceae. The record is from the annotation of a GenBank genome assembly.